UAUCUCUGUGUUUCUCUCUCUAUCUCUGCAAUGACGAAGAAGAAGGAGAGGAAAGUGAACGUCUCGGGAAAACCGAAGCAUUCACUCGACGUGAAUCGCAGCAAUGACACGAAGAAGGAGUCACGCUCCGCCGCCACCGUGCGCCGCCUCAAGAUGUACAACACGAGGCCAGUUCGCGACCGCAAGGGAAAGGUUUUGACCAACGAAUAUCAGUCUAAGGAGCUUCCCAGCACGCGAAUCCAACCUGAUCGCCGUUGGUUCGGGAACACUCGGGUUGUGAAUCAGAAAGAGCUUGAGUUCUUCAGAGAAGAGCUGCAGAGCCGCAUGUCGAGUAAUUACAAUGUUAUUCUGAAGGAGAAGAAAUUGCCACUGUCACUCCUCAACGACCACCAAAAGCAAUCAAGGGUUCACCUUCUUGAUAGACAGCCUUUUGAGGAUGCAUUUGGACCUAAGACUAAAAGAAAGCGCCCCAACCUCUUGGCGGCUGAUUAUGAGUCCUUAGUUAAGAAAGCUGAUGGUUCUCAAGGUAAAACUGCUUCUCUAUAAUUUAGUACUCCCCGUUUGAAAAUUAUUGCUGUUGUGUAUGAACAUUAGUAUGAUUAUUGUCUAUCCCCUAUGUUAGUUAUGGUCUUUGGUAUAUAUAACCCUUCCAUAGGUGGUUAUUGUGAACGUGGGUAGUUAUAGAAACCCAUCAUGUAAUCGUGGUAGGGCCCACUUUGGGUUAUAGUAUUUUGGCCGACUUCCCUUCCGGGUAAAACCCCAUCCGGGUUCUAUCAACUCUUUUCCUUGACUAUUGAUACCCGGAUGUAUAAACCCGGAACAUUAAGCCCCCAAGCUCGGAGUGCAAUGUCUAUUUUACUCCGAGUUUAUAAGUUAUUUUACCCCUUAUAUCUUCUCUUUCUUAUACGUCAGCAUCCUCAUUAAAUGCUUCCUACUUAAUCCUAAUCUUGAUUGCCAUUUGUCACUUUCUUGUUGCCUUGAUUCUCCAAACGGUUGCCCAUCUGAAACGUCAUAUCCUGACAGCCAUUAUUGUCCUUCGAGAUUCGAAAAGCCCGUUACUUUUUCGCUUCUCUUUAUUACUACCUACUUUGAUUUUCCCAUUCACCCCUUUCCUUUUUCUCCUUAAAACCCCCACCUUCUUUUCCAUCAUCUUCUUCUUCAUCUCCUUCUCUUUUAAGUUUUC
Messenger RNA from Gastrolobium bilobum, 1183 nucleotides. RefSeq names its product nuclear/nucleolar GTPase 2-like. Bases 31 to 546 code for a protein of 171 amino acids. NCBI's taxonomy places the organism in Eukaryota, Viridiplantae, Streptophyta, Magnoliopsida, Fabales, Fabaceae. The record is from RefSeq and is a predicted model, not a curated record. The transcript is spliced from 3 exons. Gene Ontology annotation, cellular component: nucleolus.